AUGCGGAUACCGCAGUCAUAUAUUCAGAAGUGCAAGGUGGUGGCACAUGUUUUCCAGGCCAUCUUCGUCUUUAUAGCAGCAUGUCUGACCAUCGCCGUUAUGACCAAGGACGGAGAUAUUGGAGGGGCUACUAGGUAUUUCUUUGCUAUGUGCUUCCUAUCCAUACCCGCCAUCAUCUACCUCACAAUGGUACCCAUGUGGUCGCGCGCCCAACGCUUCGCCUCCGCAUACGCUUUCCUCGCUGUCGACGCUUUAUACACCAUCCUUUGGUUCGCGGCCUUCAUUGCGGUGGCUAUGUGGAACGCCCACGGUAUCAAGGAGGGAGCCAAGAAGGAGAAGAUUUCGGAUGACGACCGGAAUUGCACAACAUUCCUCUAUGGAGACGAGGCCAAGUGCAAAGUCAGCAAGGCUGCUGUAGGUGUAGGUGUCAUGGUGUUCCUUUUCUUCGCCAUCACAACGGGCGUAUCCGGCUACUACCUCCACAAGUAUCUCCGCGAAGGCGUCAUGCCGUACCAAUCCUCCAAGGAGAACACACACUACGCUUCCGGCGACUCCGCCUACAACAAUCCCAAAGACACAACCUGGUCCACCGAAAUCGAAACCGCAAACGGUCGCGACUCAUCUGAUUCCCUUGAUCGCCGCACAGAUCGUGGUGGCAACCAAGAAGAAGACGAAUAUGCGCUGCUACACAGCACAGAAACAGAUGAAGGUAGACACCCUGGCCGACCACUGAGUUGGGGUGAGGACAGGAAUGGAACUUAUGGCGGUGGUGGCAGAACCACUGUUCCUCCAUAUGCGGAAUACAGGGAUAGCGGCAGCAUAGCUGCUGGCGUGGAUGCAUUAAGUCCAGGCGGUUAUGAAGAGUAUAGGAGAGAGGCCAGCGCGGGGCCUCUGGGUGGCAUGGGUAUGGAACGACAACCCAGCCACGUCAGUCACGCUGGGAGUGGGUAUAGCUUUAGUGGCGGGCCGGAGCGCCUGAAUUAA
Alternaria arborescens is the source of this 984-nucleotide messenger RNA. RefSeq lists its product as hypothetical. The transcript is spliced from 3 exons. Bases 1 to 984 code for a protein of 327 amino acids. The record is from RefSeq and is a predicted model, not a curated record. Lineage: Eukaryota; Fungi; Ascomycota; Dothideomycetes; Pleosporales; Pleosporaceae. Gene Ontology annotation, cellular component: membrane.